AUGAAAGGCUUCCUCUUCCUCCUCUUCACCAUCAGCCUCCUGAUUAUGAUUCAGAUACAAACUGGAGUCCUGGGAAACCAUACCACCACCAUCACCACCUCCUCCAAGAAACCCCAAAGCGGCUCCCCAGCCUUCGGCAGCCUAGCCGGUGGCAGCAUCCUUUUCUUCUUGACAAACACCCUCAUCCAGCUCUUCCACCUCACCUGA
This is a messenger RNA of Rangifer tarandus platyrhynchus (Svalbard reindeer), 207 nucleotides long. The record is from the annotation of a GenBank genome assembly. Lineage: Eukaryota; Metazoa; Chordata; Mammalia; Artiodactyla; Cervidae.